AUGCACAAUUCAGCAGCUGCCACCCCCGCUGGGCCUCGCACAAUGGAGGCCGAAAGCACCAAGCUGAGCUCCCAGUCCUCGAUUCAGGCUGGGGAUGAUGAGAAGAACCAGAGGACUAUCACUGUCAAUCCUGCCCACAUGGGGAAGGCGUUCAAGGUUAUGAAUGAACUGAGGAGUAAGAAGCUGUUGUGUGAUGUGAUGAUUGUGGCAGAAGAUGUCGAGAUAGAAGCCCACCGAGUGGUCCUGGCAGCCUGCAGCCCCUACUUCUGUGCAAUGUUCACAGGUGAUAUGUCUGAGAGUAAAGCCAAGAAAAUUGAAAUCAAGGACGUGGAUGGGCAAACACUGAGUAAGCUGAUUGACUAUAUCUAUACGGCUGAAAUUGAGGUGACUGAAGAGAACGUCCAGGUGCUGCUCCCAGCAGCCAGCUUGCUGCAGCUCAUGGAUGUUCGGCAGAACUGCUGUGACUUCCUUCAGUCUCAGUUGCAUCCCACCAAUUGCCUGGGCAUCCGCGCAUUUGCAGAUGUGCACACCUGCACCGACCUUCUGCAGCAGGCCAAUGCUUAUGCAGAGCAGCACUUUCCAGAGGUGAUGCUGGGGGAAGAAUUUCUUAGCCUAAGUCUGGACCAGGUGUGCAGCUUGAUAUCCAGUGACAAGCUGACUGUUUCUUCAGAAGAGAAGGUAUUUGAAGCUGUGAUUUCGUGGAUCAAUUAUGAGAAAGAUACUCGUUUAGAGCACAUGGCAAAGCUGAUGGAACAUGUCCGUCUCCCUCUUCUACCUAGAGAUUACCUAGUCCAGACAGUUGAAGAAGAAGCUUUGAUAAAGAAUAAUAAUACCUGUAAGGACUUCCUCAUUGAAGCCAUGAAAUAUCAUCUGCUCCCUCUGGAUCAGAGACUCUUGAUUAAGAAUCCCAGGACCAAGCCCAGGACUCCAGUCAGUUUACCCAAGGUCAUGAUUGUGGUCGGCGGCCAGGCGCCUAAGGCGAUCCGCAGCGUGGAGUGCUAUGAUUUCGAGGAGGACCGAUGGGACCAGAUUGCCGAGCUUCCUUCCAGGAGGUGCAGAGCAGGUGUGGUGUUCAUGGCUGGCCACGUGUAUGCUGUGGGCGGGUUUAACGGCUCGCUGCGUGUGCGGACAGUGGAUGUGUAUGACGGUGUGAAGGACCAGUGGACGUCCAUUGCCAGCAUGCAGGAACGCCGGAGCACACUGGGGGCAGCCGUGCUCAAUGACCUGCUCUACGCCGUAGGGGGCUUUGAUGGCAGUACUGGCCUAGCAUCGGUGGAAGCCUACAGCUACAAGACCAACGAGUGGUUCUUCGUGGCCCCAAUGAAUACACGGCGGAGCAGUGUGGGUGUGGGUGUCGUGGAGGGAAAGCUCUAUGCUGUUGGCGGUUACGAUGGGGCUUCCCGCCAGUGCCUGAGCACCGUGGAGCAGUACAACCCGGCGACCAACGAGUGGACGUACGUGGCGGACAUGAGCACCCGCCGCAGUGGCGCAGGGGUCGGGGUCCUCAGCGGACAGCUGUAUGCCACAGGAGGGCACGAUGGGCCCUUGGUGAGGAAGAGCGUUGAGGUUUAUGAUCCUGGAACAAACACCUGGAAGCAGGUGGCUGACAUGAACAUGUGCCGGCGCAAUGCAGGGGUCUGUGCGGUGAACGGGCUCCUGUAUGUGGUUGGAGGGGAUGACGGAUCCUGCAACCUGGCUUCGGUGGAGUACUACAAUCCCGCCACUGACAAAUGGACGCUGCUGCCAACCAACAUGAGCACGGGGCGGAGCUACGCAGGUGUCGCUGUGAUUCACAAGCCCUUGUGA
Messenger RNA from Pipistrellus nathusii (Nathusius's pipistrelle), 1806 nucleotides. Lineage: Eukaryota; Metazoa; Chordata; Mammalia; Chiroptera; Vespertilionidae. The record is from the annotation of a GenBank genome assembly.